Periophthalmus magnuspinnatus is the source of this 4227-nucleotide messenger RNA. RefSeq names its product calcium binding protein 39 (gene cab39). The transcript is spliced from 9 exons. The record is from RefSeq and is a predicted model, not a curated record. Gene Ontology annotation, biological process: intracellular signal transduction. Gene Ontology annotation, molecular function: protein serine/threonine kinase activator activity. Lineage: Eukaryota; Metazoa; Chordata; Actinopteri; Gobiiformes; Gobiidae. Bases 252 to 1277 code for a protein of 341 amino acids.
UGCCUCACACUGAACCUCCACCACUACCAGCAGACUGCUCCUGUCUGCUCUCAAACAACUAGGAAACUGGGGCUGUGCAAUUAACUACACCACGGACCAGGGGAGGCCACGCACCGAGGAGAUACAGACAAUUUUAGCUGUAAAUACUACCGCAGAAGCCCUACAUCCAAAUCAGGAGUUACUGGUGAAAACGCCAUAUUAAAGGUGGACUGGCUGCUGCCCGGUUGUCGUGGUAACGCUCCACCUUCACCAUGCCUUUCCCCUUCGGCAAGUCGCACAAGUCCCCAGUCGACAUUGUGAAAAACCUGAAAGACAGCAUGACGGUCCUGGAGAAGCACGACAUCUCCGACAAGAAGGCAGAAAAGGCGACAGAAGAUGUGUCUAAAAGCCUUGUGGCCAUGAAGGAAAUACUGUAUGGCACAAAUGAAAAGGAGCCUCAGACUGAAGCUGUGGCUCAACUGGCUCAGGAGCUCUACAACAGCGGCCUCCUUAGCACCCUCAUCGCAGACCUGCAGCUUAUAGACUUUGAGGGGAAGAAGGAUGUGGCGCAGAUUUUUAAUAACAUUUUGCGGCGUCAGAUUGGCACUCGGACACCCACAGUGGAGUACCUCUGCACCCAACAGAACAUACUCUUCAUGCUACUCAAAGGGUACGAGUCCCCAGAGAUCGCUCUAAAUUGUGGCAUCAUGUUGCGGGAGUGCAUCCGGCAUGAACCUCUGGCCAAAAUCACACUGUGGUCCGAGCAGUUCUAUGACUUUUUCAGAUACGUUGAGAUGUCCACGUUUGACAUCGCCUCCGAUGCCUUUGCCACAUUCAAAGACCUCCUCACGAGACACAAGCUACUGAGUGCAGAGUUUCUGGAACAGCAUUACGACAGAUUUUUCAGUGAAUACGAGAAGUUACUCCACUCUGAAAACUACGUGACUAAAAGGCAGUCCCUGAAGUUACUGGGGGAGUUGCUUCUCGACAGACACAACUUCACGAUAAUGACGAAGUACAUCAGUAAAUCAGACAACCUCAAACUCAUGAUGAACUUGCUCCGCGACAAGAGCCGUAACAUCCAGUUUGAGGCUUUCCAUGUUUUUAAGGUUUUUGUGGCCAACCCAAACAAGACACAGCCGAUCCUGGACAUCCUGCUGAAGAACCAGAUGAAGCUCAUCGAGUUUCUCUCCAAAUUUCAAAACGACCGAACGGAAGAUGAGCAAUUCAAUGAUGAAAAGACUUACCUGAUCAAACAGAUCCGGGACCUCAAAAGGCCUCCACCCCAGGACACUUAAAACUGGACCCAAGGGAGACCAGGGAGAGCCAGGGACCCUAAUGCAGUAGCUGGUCUGGCUUUGGAUAAGACUUACUCCCAACAAAAACUAACGUCAAACAUGCCCAAAUCAACCUAUUGGAAGCCGACAGCUCCACCGCUUCAAUUUGGAUCAUUAUUUUAACAUUUUGCAACUGUUUUCCUUUAAAUAUAGAUACUGCUGCUUUCUUGCACAAUGAUACAUGUAAGGUAUACAAACCGGUUCACAAAACUUAACAAAUACCAGAGUUUGCUAGUUAAAAUGGUAAAAAUAAAUUUAAAUCCAACACAUGAUAUUCAGUACUGUGUCAAAGGCUUGGAUUUUCAAUGAGGCUAUAAAUAAAUACUAAAAUAAAAUAUAUACAUAAUUUCUAUGAUAAUUGAAAUCGAUAGUUUUAGUUUUUAACACUUUGAUAUCACCACUUUUUUAUUUAUAGUCUUUUUGCUAAAUAUUAAUAUAGACUUACAAAAAAUUCUGCUACCAAAUAUUGACACAGUACUGAACUCACCCUUACACACAGUACUGGGUAGAACAUGGUACCAAGAACUAUAUAUUUUGGUUGCAUACUUUUAUUUGGUCUACAAUGACCAAUGCACUAUCAGAUCUACAGUCUCCAGUACCACUUUGAAACGCAUGCGCUCCACCCCACCACUACAGUCCAUCAAAGCCUUCAUCUUGUUCAGCAUCUGAGGUUCAGUCUAAGUGAUUUAUGGGAAAGGGCUCUUAAGAAGCAUCACUGAGACAUCAAUCAAAUCAAGUCAUGAAGGGUAGAGCUGCACAGUAUGGGGAAAUAAGCAAUUUAAGAACCAACAAUUGUGUCAAAGGUUGCAAAAAGUAGGAGAAGUUUGGGAAUUUACUUUCAACUGACAAAACUUAAGUCAGUAUUGUGACUAUAAGUUUGAGCUCAGUUUAAUUUGAUUUUGGACUUGGAUCUGUUCAAAUCCAGGUUAAAAUCCAGUUUUGAUGUGUGCUGUGUAUGCAAGAAUUAACACAUCUUAAGUAAAAAAAAACAUGAUUUCACCAGAACUGAAUAAGUGGUAAGUGCUAAUUUAGGUUAAAAAAAAACAAAAAAAACAGGGCCAAACAAAGAAAGAGGUUGAAAUAACAGAAAUCAGGGCUAAAACAGCAUUUAAUGGGUAGUAUGGAGAAAUAAGCAAUUUAAGAACAAACAAAGCUGCAAAAAGCAUAGGGGAAGUUUAAAAAUCAACAUGGCAAAAGUUUGUGUUAUUGGUAUGAUCCAAAUUGGUUUGGUUCAGGUCUGAUCCCAGUUUAAUCCUGACUUGGACUUGGUUCAGGCCUGUUCUAGUCACAGUUUAGUCCUUGUCUAGUCCAGGUUUGGUUAAAUCCAAUUUUUGAUGUGGUGUGUGUGUGUGCACAAGAGUGACCACUGCCUAAAUGAAACUUGGCUUUACCAUGUCUGAAUAAGGGGUUUGAACUUAUUCAGAUGGUUACACAAAUCAAGAUUUAAAUCCAAGACUAAAAUGAAAUAAUUUUAUUAUUGUUGCUCUCAAAUUUUAUCUAAAUUGAGCAACACUGGAUAAGAAGUGACACUGAGUUUAUAUUAGUUUAUAUUACUUUUUGGCCUUUUAAAAACUAUUCUGUACUUUGUUGUGUUCAUAUUGUGCAGCUCUAAUGUGGGGAUUGCUCUGUUUUGACUUUGCAAAUGAUGAACUUAUCAGAAUUAGAUUUUUUUUUUUUAAUUGUAAUUUUGGGACAGGGUUAACAUGUACAUAUGAUAUGCCUUUUCGCUUUGUAGAUUUGUUUUACAUUAACAUUAUUAUUACCAACAUCACAUUUUUGGUUUAUUGUAUCAAACCUAGGCACAAAGACUAGAUGCACUAUGUAACUUUUAUGGUAGAGGGAUACGCCAACUACUUGUCUCCAUGGAGAUGCCAUUACAUUACCUUGAAUGUUUCACGCUACGGUUUUAAACUUGUAUUUAUUCAGCUACAGAUGUUUUAAUUGCUGAAUAACCUUCAAAAGCAUGCUUUCUUACUGUGAGCAGGGUCGCAUCUCCACAGAUCUGACCUGUAACUUGCCAAAUGCUUGUCUUCACGGACAUGUAGUUUCAUACUAUGGAACAUACUAUGGAACAUUAUAGGAACUGCAUUAACAUCUCCAUGGAGCUAAGCAGGUGUUCUAUCCUGAAAAGUUACACAGGGCAGCUUUAAUUGGUAUGUCAUUUUACAUUUUCAUAUUCUGCUGAAGGGGUUGUUGCUGGCUUGUGGGGUUCUUCGUGUAUAUAACUUAAAGGGCCAGCAACAAUUAGCUAACCUAUAGGAUAUUAACAAUUGUACAGCAAAGGAAUGUCAUGCUCUGAAUCUGUUAUCCUAAUUUUAUUCUCCAUUUUGACUUAUUGAGGGUGAAGGGCAUAUUUUGGGAGAGCAUUAAAAACAAAGCUUGCCAUCUGAACUUUUUGAGGUGCAAACUUUACUAUUUAGCUGGUUGCCUGUGCUGUGGCAAUUUGGCAUGCCAUAUUUUGUUUCCCUUUACUUGCAGUAUUCAAGCUUUGGAAGGGUUUUAUAAUUCCAGUACAAUUACAAGUGCAAAGCAUUGUGGGUAGCUGAGUUCUUUGGGCAUGAGUGCAACUAAGUAUUACUAUAGAUAAUUUGCAGUGAAUUGCACGGUCACUAUACUUUACUUUCAAACAGUUUGGUGUGGGGACUAUUCGGUCAGAUUCAUUCUAAUAUAACUUCAUUGGACUCGCAUGCUCCUCUGUUGGCUGUGCAUGAUGCUGUACUCAAAUCGUUGUACUGGAAUUGUUCAUUUGCCCCAGUAUUUAAUUACACUGAAAUGACUGAUCUCCUCUGACCACGUGGCCUGGUGCGGACUGGGCUCCAGUUACAGCACAGAGCAGUGUGUGGGUGCUUUCAGAAGUGUCAAAGGCCUGUGCCCUGCAAUUCAAAUAAAUAAAAAAAAACAUUUGGAAUAA